ACCAAGAACCCCGGCCCUCCUCUCCCCACCGCGCAGCAGCCCACCGCAUCCGCCCUCCGUCACCGGCGACGAUGGACCACUUCCAGGACGGGCACCACGUGCGGCUGCGGAGCCGCGUGCAGCGCACCUACCUCCACGCCGCCGCCGACGGGGAGAGCGUCACCCUCAGCCAGCCCCGCGCCUCCAUGAAUGCGGCGUGGGCGGUCCACAUCUACGACGGCGGAGACGGCGAUGGCGAAGGAGACGGCAAUGGAGACCGCGACGGCGACGGCCCGUACCUGCUCCUCCACAGCGCCGCCUACGGCCGCUAUCUUUCCGCCACGGCCACGCCGGCGAGGCGAGGUCACCACGGCCUGCGAGCGGAGCUGCGCGACUACGACCAGCCGGAGGUGGAGGCCAUCAAGUGGCGGGCCGUCGGGUCGGGCUUCGCGGACGACGUCGUCAUGCUCCGCCACGUCGGCGGCAGCUACCUCCGCGCCAACGGCAAGUACCUCCCCUGGAACUCCACCGGCGUCAGCGUGGACGACAAGGCCAGCUCCAUGAUGUACUGGAUCGUCGAGCCCAUCCCCUUGAGAGAGGCGGGCAUACCUGCCAUUCCUGGCCCGCUUCCGACUCCCCUAAUAGACCUCUCCGCCAUAUUCACGCGCCGGGGAGCGGAACGGGAGAUCCGAGGCGUCGAGCCCAUCCCGGGAGAGGCGGCCAUGCCUGCCGAUCAUAGCCCGAAUCGCCCAAUAUUCUCCGCCAUAUUCAGUUCUCGCGGACGGCGCAUCCGGUUCGUGCUGGCGCUCGAGGACGGGUACUACCCCGAGGAGGUCGACGCCGACGACUGGCGCCAGUUCUGGUUCAGGGGGAGGUCCGCGUUCAGCCUGAGAGGCAACCUGGCGGCCCACAUCGACGAGGACGACCCGAACAUCGCCAUGUGCGUCCGAGCAGGCCACCACGGGAGGCUGACCCCGCUCGUCGUCAACCUGCCCGACGGUGGCUAUGGCGGGACCCUCGAGAUCGUCGUCUUCCUGGCCGGGACCCCUGGCUACGAUGCGCUGCGAUACCCAGAUGUCGAUGCACAGUAGAGGAAGAUCAGAGCGGGAGUCCGACAGUUCACCUGUUCACAAGUUUCACUGCCUCGGAUAUGAUGUCGUCAACUUUUGCCUAUAGAUUGAUAGAUACAGAUUCAGAAAACUCAGCAGCUCUAGAACUACAGAAAGCGUUGCGACCAAUGGCUGAACAAUUUUGUUGUGAUGCUGGAAUGUAGUA
Molecule: messenger RNA, 1254 nt
Organism: Triticum urartu
Lineage: Eukaryota; Viridiplantae; Streptophyta; Magnoliopsida; Poales; Poaceae
Source: RefSeq, a predicted model, not a curated record